UAUUGCGUCGAUUCUUUUCCUUCUUUGAUUUUUGGCGAAGAUCGAUGGACUCCUGAUUCCUGAAGGCUGAAGCAUUGGCGCACAAGGAGAAGCAAUACCUCAAACGCGAAACAACUAUUGAUAUAGUAAGAUCGCGCGCAAUAAGGAACCCGUUCACGCUAAACAACUGAUAAUAUGGAAUUCAUACUCGAAGAAGGGAAACAUCUCCACGAAGAAUGUUCCACUCUUAUUCUGCCUGCAUUGUCGAUUGGGAACGUGGGGCAAUUAGCAAUAGAUCUCUUGGUCUCUUCUAUGGGAGCAGACAGAGUCGGCUAUUUGGAUGACCCCUUCGUUCUUCCCUGCGUCGGAAACGAUGCCUAUGGAUCGGCUUCGAGAGGAGAUCUUGCUUUGCCCCUUGAAGCAUAUGAUUCUCCUUCUAAUGCUUUGAGUCUAAUCCAACAAAGGUCCCCACUUGUUAAGGGAAAGAUGGUUGAAUUUGCAAAAAGUUUGGCUGAUUUUGCCAUUUCUAGUAGGAAGAACCAUGUUGUUGUGCUUUCUAGCUUGGAUGCUGGAAGGAGGAAGAGAAUUGACAUGUCAAGUGAAAUGCAAAUAUUUUAUCUCUCAAGUACCCACAAGGAUGGAACAGAUGAUCACUGUGAAAAGAUGGGAUGGAAGAGACUGCAGGAAUACAACCCUACUGAAAGGAAAUGGGAGUUUCUCAAUGAUCUAGCUGAGGGAAAGUUCAUUGAUGAAGGAAAUUGGCCUUCUGAAGAUGAAUUGAUUGACGAAGAUUACUACCCAAGUUUGCCAUUUGCUGCACUCUUCUCUUGUUUCAAGGCUAAAGGUCUGAAGGUUACUUGCAUCUUAUGCUAUUGCUCUGAAGGAGAUAACGUACCAGAUUCUUUCCAGUUGGCAGAGGCAACAUGCAAACUUCUAGGGCUGAGCAUUUCCAAUUUCCAUGGCAAGCAGGGUGGUGGAUGGCUCAUUCCGUUCUCAUGGACGAGUUUGUAUGGGCCACCUCCAGAUAACUCACUUUUUUAGGCCAGAUGGUUUUGAUGAUCCCCAAGGGUGAGCUUCUUUCAACUCUAAUGAGGACAAAUAGAAAAUUGUUGGGUAGGGGCAUCUUCAAACUAAACUUCGACACCAUUGUAUACCUGGGUGUCAUAGAGUGACUUCUUCAGUUGUGCGCCCCCCCUUCGAAAGAAUAAAAAAGGGAAAAGGAAGAAAGCAAAAGAUAUUGCAUGCAUGCAUGCAUGAUCAAGAAAAGUUACAGUAAACCAGGCUAUUCCAGGUGAUGCAUACAUAACUUUCUUAAUUCAUGUUUAAUCUAAUUGUUUGAAUCAAAAUUCGGUAUUAUGAGCCUUCUUAAAGAUUAUUCUCUUGGUUUAAUGGGGAUUACUUUUAUGACCUAUUUCAUAUACCAUUCGUUCUUGAGGUCA
Nelumbo nucifera (sacred lotus) is the source of this 1418-nucleotide messenger RNA. RefSeq names its product clast3-like protein. Gene Ontology annotation, cellular component: cytosol; nucleus. The record is from RefSeq and is a predicted model, not a curated record. Gene Ontology annotation, biological process: proteasome assembly. Lineage: Eukaryota; Viridiplantae; Streptophyta; Magnoliopsida; Proteales; Nelumbonaceae.